Messenger RNA from Melanotaenia boesemani (Boeseman's rainbowfish), 7451 nucleotides. RefSeq names its product glutamate receptor, ionotropic, AMPA 1a (gene gria1a). Gene Ontology annotation, biological process: synaptic transmission, glutamatergic; modulation of chemical synaptic transmission. The coding region runs from base 230 to 2992 and encodes 920 amino acids. Gene Ontology annotation, cellular component: dendritic spine; plasma membrane; AMPA glutamate receptor complex. NCBI's taxonomy places the organism in Eukaryota, Metazoa, Chordata, Actinopteri, Atheriniformes, Melanotaeniidae. The transcript has 16 exons. Gene Ontology annotation, molecular function: transmitter-gated monoatomic ion channel activity involved in regulation of postsynaptic membrane potential; AMPA glutamate receptor activity. The record is from RefSeq and is a predicted model, not a curated record.
CCAAGGACAGGAGAGCAUCAGCAGAGAGAGUGAAAAGAGGAGAGAGAAAGGUGCCCCCUCUCGCCAUUGCGAUAAUUGCCUCGCUGUUGAAUCGAUGUCGGUGCAAAUGCUGCUCUAACGGGGGGCUGUUGGAGCGGAGGAGAAGCAGUGGGGGGGAUUUGACUUCACACACGGACAAACCUAUGCUUGGAUUUCGGUUCUUUUUCCCUUCGCCAAUGCAAAAGGAAAUAUGCAGCGAAGCUUCACCAUCCUCUACACCAGUUUACUGGGGAUGUGCUUGGGUUCGAGCUCAAGUUUCCCAAGUAACAUCAAUAUAGGAGGAUUGUUCCCUACCGAUUCACACGAAUAUGAGGUGUUUCGGUUCGCCCUCUCCCACCACCAGGACAUCCCCAAACUGGUGCCGCAGGUGGAUAUGGUCAAAAUGGGAAAUAGCUUCUCCAUGACAUAUGCAUUUUGCUCCCAGUUCUCUAAAGGUGUAUAUGCCAUCAUUGGCCUAUAUGACAGGAAGACGGUCAACAUGCUCAUGUCCUUCUGCGGAGCACUGCACGUCUGCUUUGUCACACCGUCCUUUCCCAUCGAGACAGCCAACCAGUUUGUCAUCCAGCUGAGGCCUGAGCUUCAGGAUGCUCUGGUGGGAGUCAUCGACCACUAUGGAUGGACCAAGUUUGUCUACAUGUACAGUUCUGAUUCAGGCUUAUCAGUUCUGCAGAAGGUUCUGGACACAGCAGCAGAAAGGAACUGGCUGGUGACCUCGGUCAACGUGGAGACCAUGACUGAGGCCUCCUUCUUGAAAGUGUUCCAGGAUUUGGACAAGAGGAAGGAAGGACAGAUAAUUAUUGACUGUGAGACUGAGAGGCUCACUGGCAUCCUCAAAAAGAUUGUUGAACAAGGAAAGAAUGCAAAGAGCUACCACUACAUUCUGGCCAACCUGGGUUUCCUGGACAUAGACCUGACAGACCUGAGGAAAGGCGGUGCCAACAUCACCGGCUUCCAACUCGUCAACAACUCCGAGCCGAGUGUGAGCCGUAUUGUCCAGCAGUGGAUGGAGUUUGAUAACAAAGACUCCAAAAUGCUCAAGAGUGGACUCAAAUACACAGGUGCUCUAACAUAUGACGGGGUGAAAGUCAUGUCCACGGCCUUCCAGAAUUUAAGGAGACAGAGGAUAGAUAUCUCUCGCCGGGGUAACGCUGGAGAGUGUCUCGCCAACCCACCGGCUCCUUGGGGACAGGGCAUUGAUAUCCAGAGAGCCUUGCAGCAGGUCCGUAUUGAUGGGUUGACGGGUCACAUUCAGUUCAAUGAGAAAGGCCGCAGAACCAACUACACCGUCAGUGUUAUGGAAUUGGCCCCUUCCGGACCUAAGAAGGUCGGCUACUGGAACGAAGAUGAAAAGUAUGUGACUACAGCCAGCCUCGUGAGGGGCAGCAAUGACACUUAUGGAUUGCUGAACAGGACUUAUAUAGUCACCACUAUCUUGGAGUCUCCAUAUGUGAUGCUGAAAAAGAACCAUGAGCAACUUGUGGGGAAUGAUAAGUAUGAGGGCUACAUCGUUGAACUUGCUGCAGAGAUAGCCAAGCAUGUGGGCUACCAGUACAAACUGAAAAUUGUCUCUGAUGGCAAGUAUGGAGCCCGAGAUCCUGAAACCAAGAUGUGGAAUGGCAUGGUUGGCGAAUUGGUGUAUGGGAAAGCAGAUUUGGCUGUGGCUCCACUCACUAUAACCCUUGUCCGUGAAGAGGUGAUAGACUUCUCCAAGCCAUUCAUGUCUCUUGGUAUUUCCAUCAUGAUCAAGAAACCAACCAAAUCCAAACCUGGCGUUUUUUCAUUCUUGGACCCGCUGGCUUAUGAAAUCUGGAUGUGCAUUGUGUUUGCCUACAUUGGCGUCAGCGUUGUCCUCUUCCUUGUGAGUCGAUUCAGCCCGUACGAGUGGCAUGCUGAGGACUACGAAGAGGGGGGUGAGCCGCAGACUCCUACACAAGCAGCAGCUUCCAAUGGGGUGCAGCAGGGCCAGACACCAACGCAGCAGAAUACCAACCAGCAGAGUCCAGAACAGACCAAUGAGUUUGGCAUCUUCAACUCCCUUUGGUUUUCACUAGGAGCCUUCAUGCAGCAGGGCUGUGAUAUCUCACCACGGUCUCUUUCAGGCCGCAUUGUUGGUGGCGUCUGGUGGUUCUUCACCCUCAUCAUCAUCUCUUCCUAUACUGCUAACUUGGCUGCCUUCCUCACCGUGGAGAGGAUGGUGUCUCCUAUAGAGAGUGCAGAGGAUCUUGCUAAGCAGACAGAGAUCGCCUAUGGAACGCUAGAUGCCGGCUCCACCAAAGAGUUCUUCAGGAGGUCAAAGAUCGCCGUGUUUGAGAAGAUGUGGUCCUACAUGAAGUCAGCUGACCCGUCAGUGUUCGUCAAAACGACCGACGAGGGUGUGAUGAGAGUCAGGAAGUCCAAAGGCAAGUAUGCCUACCUGCUGGAGUCCACAAUGAACGAGUACAUAGAGCAGAGGAAACCGUGCGACACUAUGAAGGUGGGCGGGAACUUGGACUCCAAAGGUUAUGGAAUAGCCACACCUAAAGGAUCACCUCUGAGAAACCCAGUAAACCUGGCGGUGUUAAAACUGAACGAGCAGGGCCUCUUGGACAAAUUGAAAAACAAGUGGUGGUACGACAAGGGAGAGUGCGGCAGCGGGGGCGGGGACUCCAAGGACAAGACAAGCGCUCUGAGCCUCAGCAACGUGGCGGGAGUCUUCUACAUCCUGAUUGGAGGCCUGGGCCUGGCCAUGCUGGUGGCACUGGUGGAGUUCUGCUACAAGUCCCGGACCGAGUCGCGCCGAAUGAAGCAAUCCAUCAAUGAUGCCAUGCGCUGCUCCACCCUGACCAGGAUGAGCGGCAACGGGAGCGGAGGAGAGAACGGACGAAUCCUCACCCACGACUUCCCCAAGACCGUUCAGACGCUGCCCUGCAUGAGCCACACCGCCAGCAUGGGACUGGGUGCCUCUGGCAUGUGAUCAUCGCGUUACUGUGCUGGCGGCGAGGGAUCGGCAGGGUGGGGCAGAAGAAGAGCGCAAGACUCUGUUCACCUCAAUAAUCAUGGCUGCCCGGUUCGGCUGAUCUAUUCUCCUGGCUGUCAAUUUGCCCGACUUGAACGUGACUUACUGCCAAAAUGCACUCUGAAACCCCUCCUUACGAACUACAGCAGAGACAUUUUUAAAUAAAAGGAUGUUUGAAAAAGAGAUCCAGAAAAAAAGGGAAAUGCACUGCAAUAAAGAAGACAUCAGUGUGGGACGGGGAGGGCGGGGUGUGUUUUUGAAAAUCUUUUUACAGUGUUCAUUUAAGUUGGGGAAAAAAAGAACUUGACACUUCAGUGUGACGCCUGCGCUGUGCCAUUUUGAUGGAGCUGUUGACGUUAGUCUGCGUGUGCAAUAUCCUGACCUCCACUGCUGACCUUGUACUACCUAGUUGCUUUCUGAUGGUCGGCGGGAACUUUUUUUUUUUUUUUUUUUGCGUAGAUGUCACAGAGGAGGACAAACACUUGUGAACGCUUCUAUGAUUUGAUAUUGUUUCUUUGAACAUUCUUAAUCUCUUUCACAUUUUACACUCCAUUUUAGAAAGACAAAGUGCUCUGUGUAGCAUAGCUGAGUUUUUAUGAUACCGUACAUGGUUUACACUGAUGUUAUAGCACAGAGCUUUGUCACAAGUAGUUUAAUUUAUCUUCGACUGAAGGUUUCCGCAACAAACAUGCAUUGCUGCUACGCCUCAUUCAACACAUCAUGCCUUGUCUUGGUGCCAUAUGACCAUUUCCACAAACGCACACAGAUACACUGUACACUUGUUGCUACUGGGUCAUUGGUUGGCCAGCAGAUACAGAGUUUUAUAGAUAGAAUCGGCAGAUUCAGAAAUGUCCACCUUGACCUAAAUGGAAAAGAGAAUGGCGAAAAAGACAUUCUUCUAUGUCUAUGUAAAGUACUGAGUGACCUUACACUGUAUACUCCUGUGACAUUCAUGCAUACCCACUCACAUACUCUGGAGUGUAUUUGCAGCCCGUGUAAAGAGCAAAAGAUUGACAAAUUUGAAUUCAAUAUGAAGGAAAUCCUCCUCGUAUUAUUGUUGCUGCAUAAUUCAUCCACUCCUGUGAUGUAUUUUCAGUCGUAUUCAGUUUUAAUGAAAUUGGCAGCACAUGCAAUUUAUUGAGAGUGGCAUAUCCCCUGCAGAUUGUGCAUGGCCUAUAAAAAGCAAGUUGGCCUAGUCUCACUGUUGCUAGCUGGCGGCAGAGGGAGGGGGACAGAUACACUUGAUGUGACUGAGAGAUUUACAGUGACUAUCAUCUGUGUUUAUUGGAGGUCAAGGUUAAGGUGAUCACUGCACUGCUUGGUGGAGUCCUCUCUUUCAGAUCACAUAAAGAGAAGAAAAAUCAGAACGGCAGGUCUGAGAGAGACAAGAGGAGAGAUUACAGAGGGCAGGCAGCCUACAGGGAACUGCCAUCCCAAAAGAUGCCAGAACUUUUAACUCUAAAUGACUAUAAGUGAUGCACUUUGAUUUGUAGGACUGCCAUGGCCAGUUUGCAGGAUUGGCUGCAUUCCUGUGAAUAUGUGAUCAACAGCAUGAAGCAAAACUUAAGCAAAAUUUUAAUGAAAAGGAAAAUAAAUCUAAGAUACUGUCAGUGUUGUCCUAGAAAUUUACAUUAAUAUCUAAGCUCAUCUUUAGCUCAUUAUGUGGUAUAUUUUCAGCGUUUUUUGCUCCUGUUUGCGCUCUUUUCUAUUGUUAGCUGUAGGUGGGGGAAAAAAUGUGGUUACAGAUUUCUGAAGAGGAGUAUUUCAAUCUAAGUGUGAUGGUAGUGGUUCAUCUCUUUACCAUGAAUUCACAAUGUUAUUUAAACUUUAUUUAUUACACAUUUCUAAAUGACUUUGUCCUGUUUUGAUGGAUUUUCUUGCUUUGGUAUUUGGUAUCUUUUCACCAACAAAAAGUAACUGAAAACAAGCUAAAGUGAAAGCUUGGUUGCUGAGCGUUACUGCUCAAGCUCUCUGUGUAUUCUCCUGAGACGUUUACGACACACGGGAACUCCCAGUUUCUCACUCACCAGUACAACUGUCCUCAAAGAUCAAGCUGCUUUCAAGUCAUAAAACUAUUUACUUCCAUGUGAGUUAAAUGCAGCAUCACUAUGGUGACAAGAAGUGUUCAGUGUACCACAGUAUGUUUAUGCAUGUGUGAAAAAAAAAAGCUACCGGUGAAGCAGCAAAGUACUGUGAAGUGAGUCAAGGCCAUGCAUUUAGAUUUCAACAGGGGUGUUGGAACGCUGUGCAGCCCACUCAGACCAAUUUCAUGCAAUUCUUAUUUUCAGUACUCCAUGAAAUAGUUUUUGAAGUGUCAUCUGUUUUUGCAUAUUUAAAAGUUUCCUAUUGAAAAGAAAAGUUAGGGAUGUUUCUUUCCCUCGCUUCCUCCCUCUCUCCUUUUCACCCCAGAAAGCUCACACUUCUCGGGAUGCCAUACGCAAAACGACUCUUCGACAAAACUGAAACCAAACGUUUCUGUUUUUAACUCAUUGGUUUGCUAGUUUUUAUACCAGAAGCACAAAUGGUGCACUGAUGAAAGUUUACACAGCUCACAAUGGCAAAAACAGGGUCAUUAGGAGUUAUAUUGUCCUCUUAAUAGCAGCAAUUUGAGACAACGUUGACCUCUGCUGCUACACCGCAGACAGUUGAUAGACGUGAGGUAAUUGACAGCUCUUCUUUCUUCUGUUUAAACUAGCAGAAAAGUUAAGCUUAGACUUUUAGCAGUUUAUCCUUUUUUUUAAGAAAUUGCUUAGUUAGUUUUGGUAUUUUCAUUUGAAUUUUAUCAACAGCCAAAAAAAAAAUAAAUACUUAAGAUGAAAAUUUGUCAAAGCAGUGGAGCCACUAAUAGCUGUUUUUCAUAAUGCAACACAGGCAAAGGUUACAUAAAAGGUGCACCUUUUCCUCCUGCAUCUGUUUCCUCGUACCAGUCUUUUAGUUCUUUUCAAUCUACAAACAUCUUCCAAGACUGAGUACAGUUAUUUCAAGCACUUGCACUGUGAGAAGGUAUUAAAGGAAGUAUACAAAAUCCUUCUGCUGAAUCAAAUGAGCCAGACUGGAGGAAAACUGGCUUUGACAAGAUGGCAAAUUAUAGUAAUUGCAAGCAACAAAUGUCCUGAAAUGUACUGAAUCACACUAUCAUCACACAGGCUGGAUAUCUGUGAGUUUUAGGAGCAUCUAAAGCUGUGAUUCUACUUAAAGGUGACUGAAAGGUCGUUGCUCGAAAUGGGAUUUCCACUGCUGUCAGAAGCCAGGGGGUCAUUGUUAGAUCAUGUACCUUACACUCAAGAUGACCUCAUAUUUCACAGCAAAGACAGACCGCCUCAUUCGCUGCCACAUCUGGUUGUGUGUGUGCAUUUUUUUUCUCUCUCUCUGAGUUUCUGCUUUAAAAAACAAAGAAAACUGUAAAAAGAAAUAAAAUUAAAAAAGGAUGGCACCAAACCUAAUCUAUGACUUUUGUACAUCAUCAUAGGAGCAAAAUAACCCGGCAGUUUACUGAAAUCAUACGUAUCCCCACAUGUUUGUAUAUAAAAUGUUUUUUCGUUAUAUUUAUUUAAAUUUCCUUUGUUUGUUUGUUUUGUUCCCCUGUGAAAAGAAAUCUCUUUUAAAUCAUGUGUCAUUGUACCAGGAUUAGUUACCUACCGUGUGAAGACCUGUUCCUUUCUUCCUUCAUAUGUGUGUUCUUUUUCCUGAUAAUGUAUUAAUUAGUACCCAGCACAGCACUCUUCAGCAGAGGCUUUAUGUUGGCAAACAUGUUUUAUAUACCAUGAAUAGAUUUCUUAAAAAAGAAAAAAAAAAAAAGGAAAAAUGAAAAACUGUGUUUGUAUAAAGGAGAGUUGAAAUUUUGGUGGAAGUGGCACUUUGAAGAGUAUAAAAAGUAAUACACACAAACACAGUUGUUAAAUAAUCUGCCAGUUUUCAGUUGAUUUUAUCUCCAUUUGUUGCUGUUUAAAGAAAUAUUUCCUGAUGGUAUUUUUAAGUGCUUGAAAUUUAACGCAUUGUGAAUAUUACUCUGUUUUUACAUUUGUUUGUUUUUUGUUUGUUUGUUUGUUGUUUUGUUGCUGUUGUUUGUAUUUCACUGUACUUUACAGCUGGAAUCACCAGUUUUUUUGUUUGUUUUUAUAUUUUGUUUGUGUUUUUUUUUUUUUUUUUUUUUUUACUUUGCAAAGGGUGUUACUGAGUUUAACUCAAACCGUGAUCAAUAAAUGGGUUCAAAAGUAUAUAUAUGUAUAUAUAUAUAUAUAUAUAUAUAUAUAUAUAUAUAUAUAUAUACAUACAUACAUACAUAUAUAUAUAUAUAUACAUGAGAGAAUACAACUAUUAAGAGUCAGAUUUUUGAGAAAUAACUUUUUUUUUCUAACCAAAGUGUCCUGGAAGGAAGGCAUUAUGCUUUUGUAACUGAAUAAAGGAUUAAACUAUG